This is a messenger RNA of Athalia rosae (coleseed sawfly), 1871 nucleotides long. RefSeq names its product UDP-glucosyltransferase 2-like. Gene Ontology annotation, molecular function: UDP-glycosyltransferase activity. The record is from RefSeq and is a predicted model, not a curated record. Bases 253 to 1800 code for a protein of 515 amino acids. NCBI's taxonomy places the organism in Eukaryota, Metazoa, Arthropoda, Insecta, Hymenoptera, Athaliidae. The transcript has 3 exons.
AUAACGCCGAGAGUCAGUCGUCUGCCUUUCAACGACGCAGGACGGACUCGAUUAGUUAUUCCUCAAAUCGUUUUUCGAAAUCGAUGUUACCAGUGAGGACGGACAAGUGAGAAGAAAGAAAGAUAAUCACAAUCAGUGAGCACAAAACGAAUGUAAACACGGUAACUGAACAAAGUGUCCGAUCGGUGAUCUAAGAGUGUUUUUUUUUGUAAACUGAAUCGUGAUCUUUUUUCCUCGAUCAUUCGAUUCACCAUGAAUCGUAAUUUCUUCUUCAUCCUGUUAAUAUCAUUUAGACUGUCGCGGGGUGCGAAAAUUCUCGCGAUAUUUCCCUACCAAGGUAAAAGUCAUAACAUAAUGUUCGAGCCGUUGUCGAGCGGUUUGGCAAAAGCGGGUCAUUCGGUUGAUUUGGUUAGUCACUUUCCUCCGGAUGAACACGUACCCGGAUUGAAUCAUAUCAGUUUGAAAGGAACUCUUCAUUUCUACGUGAACAAUAUGACGGCGACCAAAGCAUUGUCGAUGAAAUCGUUCGUCGGGGUGAUGAAUUUUAUAUCUCGAGACGAACCCCGCGACCUUUGCAACCUUAUGAGACUUCCACAGCUUCAAAAUAUUCUGAAUACCACCGAAAAAUAUGACGUUAUGAUCACCGAGAUCUUCGGAACAAAUUGUUACCUGGGCUUUGCGCAUAAAUUAAAACUUCCCGUCAUUGGCGUAAUUUCCAGCGCGAUGUACGCCUGGGCGUACGGGCCGUUUUUCGACACUUCUAAUCCGAGUUACAUACCCUCACAGUUGACCGAAUUUGGCCACAGAAUGAAUUUCUUUGAAAGAGUCAGCAACCUAAUGACACAUCUGGGAUCGGUGAUAUUAUUUCAUUAUUACGAUAGAACCGUUUCCGAACCAAUCGUCAAAAAAUACAUCGACGAUCUUCCGCCGCUCAAUGAUCUUUACAACGACAUGAGUCUUGUGCUGGUUAACAGUCACACGAGCAUUCACGGAGCGCGUUUGAAAAGUCCAGCGGUAAUCGAUGUUGCUGGACUCCACAUAAACGAAACCGUCGACCUUCCCGAGGAUCUCGAGUCGUGGAUGAACUCGGCCAAGAACGGUGUCAUCUAUUUCAGUUUGGGUACAAUGAUAAAACCCGAGACAAUUGGUUCGGAAAAGAUUUCAGCGAUUUGUGAGUGUUUUGCCGAAUUGGAGGAUUACAAAGUACUCUGGAAGGGAAAAAUGGAAGAGAUGCCGGCAGGGCUUCCACCGAAUGUAAAAAUGAUCCAAUGGAUUCCCCAGUACGCGGUACUCCGCCAUCCAAAAGUAAAGGUUUUCGUAACUCACGGCGGAUUAAUGGGUACAUUGGAGGCGAUUCACGCCGGUGUUGCAAUAAUUGGCAUUCCAUUUUUUGCGGACCAAUAUUUCAAUAUCGCCUCUUAUGUGGAUCGAGGUUUUGCCGUAAAAGUAAACUACGAGAAUCUCGACAAAUCUACGUUAUCGAACGCCCUAACAUCGGUUUUAACCGACCCAAAAUACGAAAGAAAUAUUCGCCAUUACUCGAAACUUUUCAAGGACCGGCCACUCUCUCCCAUGCAAGAGGCUAUUUACUGGGUCAAUUUCAUAAUUCGCAAUGGUGGCAAUUCUCUAAAGCCUCCAGUGUCUCAUCUAUACUGGUUUCAAUAUUACAUGAUCGACGUUAUACUAUAUUUAACGAUCAUUACAAUAUUAUCGCUCCUCGCCAUAUUUGUUAUAUUCAGAAAACUGAUACGUUUGUCAUGUUUGAAAAAUUCACCGGCAAAUAAAAUUAAGACUUCGUAGCUCCGGCAGACGCAUGUGAUGAGGUUGAUGAAAAUUCGAUCCGUGCGUGCUGAAUAUGAGUAACUACUUUA